Molecule: messenger RNA, 1536 nt
Organism: Sphenostylis stenocarpa
Lineage: Eukaryota; Viridiplantae; Streptophyta; Magnoliopsida; Fabales; Fabaceae
Source: the annotation of a GenBank genome assembly
AUGAUAAAGCAAAUUCUUAGCAAAUUGCCAAAGAAGGUGCCAAAGUCUGACUCGUCUGAUUCUUCUAGGAGUGAUUCUAGCAAUUCUACUAGUUUUGGGAAUGUUUUUCAGUGUACAAAUGUUGGAAGCACCAUUUCAAGCAAAUUAAAUGUUGUGAAGAGGGUAUCUUCGGUUGUUUUCCCUGCAAGCAUGAGUGCUGGAGUGGAAGCAGUUGACCCCUGUCUCUCCUUCAAAGAUGUUUCAAAUACACAGAAGCAAAGCCUGUUCAUUAGUAAGUUAAACCUUUGCUGCAAAGUUUAUGACAUGAGUGAUCCUGAUAAGAACAGUACAGAGCAAGAUCUCAAACGACAAACGCUGUUGGAGCUUGUUGAUUAUGUUUCUUCUGGAUCUGUCAAGUUCACAGAACCAGCAAUCGCGGCUUUAUGUAAAAUGUUUGCGACUAAUUUGUUCAGGGUUUUCCCACCUAAGUUUCGAACAAGUACUACUGGUGGAGAAACAGAAGAUGAAGAACCGAUGUUUGAUCCUGCCUGGUCUCACUUACAAGUUGUUUAUGAUCUACUCCUUCAAUUCAUCAACUAUAACUCUCUUGAUAUGAAGGUGGCAAAAGCACAUAUUGAUCAUGCUUUCAUUCUAAGAUUACUUGACCUUUUUGAUUCUGAGGACCCUAGAGAAAGAGAUUGCUUGAAAACAAUUCUGCAUAGAAUCUAUGGGAAAUUCAUGGUUCAUAGGCCGUUCAUACGGAAAUCUGUUAGCAACAUCAUUUACCGGUUUGUUUUUGAGACAGAGCGGCAUAACGGAAUCGCAGAGCUGCUGGAGAUUUUUGGGAGUGUGAUUAGUGGGUUUGCCUUGCCAUUGAAGGAAGAGCAUAAGAUAUUUUUGUGGAAGGCUUUACUUCCUUUGCACAAACCUAAAUCUGUUGGUAUUUAUCACCAGCAGUUAACAUAUUGUGUUGUACAGUUCAUAGACAAGGAUCAAAGACUGGCUAGCUCAGUGAUAAAGGGAUUAUUGAAGUACUGGCCAGUAACAAAUAGCCAAAAGGAGCUCAUGUUCAUCAGUGAGUUGGAAGAGAUUUUGGAAAUGACUAGCAUGGCCGAGUUUCAGAAUAUCAUGGUCCCACUCUUCCGACGAAUGGCGUACUGUCUUAACAGUUCUCAUUAUCAGGUGGCCGAACGAGCACAUUUGCUAUGGAACAAUGAGCACAUUCUGAAUCUGAUAACGCAAAACCGACAGGUGAUUCUGCCUCUGGUGUUCUCAGCACUUGUACAUAAUGCUCAAAGUCACUGGAAUCAAGCAGUGCUGAACCUGACUCAGAACAUAAGGAAGAUGCUGACUCAGAUGGACGAGGAGCUGGUAGCAGCAUGCCAACGCAGGAUUGAGGAAGAAGAAUCAGGUGCAAGUGCUGCAGCUGAGAGGAGAAGAGUAACAUGGGAACGCCUAGAAGCAGCAGCUGCUGCUGCUGGUGUCCAAUCUUCUUCUGUAGGUGGUGGUGAUGUUUUAGUCCCAGUAAAAUCUGCUACAUGCUCAGUGGCAUGCUAA